AUGCAGUGGUGCCAGGGAAACGUCGUGUGCGUGGGUAACUGCCAACGCUGAGCGGUCAGGUGGUCUCAUCCCACACAGCGCUGAGCUCUUCGGAAACCAUCUCAAUCUGUAAAUGGGGUCAGUUUAUCUGUUCAAGUGGCACAACAGAUACUGGCGUAACACUGCACUUUGGUCAAAUGCCAUCGUAAGCGCAGAUGGAAAGCUGGCCAAGGACCUGGUGCAUCCCUCCUUAGAGGACGAGAAGAGGAAGCACAAGAAGAAGCGGCUGGUGCAGAGCCCCAACUCCUACUUCAUGGACGUCAAGUGCCCAGGGUGCUACAAGAUCACCACUGUAUUCAGCCAUGCUCAGACAGUAGUUCUGUGUGUAGGCUGCUCAACUGUCCUGUGUCAGCCUACUGGGGGAAAGGCUAGGCUCACAGAAGGCUGCUCCUUUAGAAGAAAGCAACACUAAGUAUUCUUUUCGGCAUAGGGCUUUGGAUACAUGUUCCUGAAAGCCUUAGCUGUUUAAGAAAAUGUCUGUUAAUAUAACAGUGUAAUUAUGAUUGAUUUUGUAAAAAUGACAUGGUACUGGUGACUGAUGAGCUGGAAUCUUUUUCAAUAAACAGACUGAAGUGCAA
This is a messenger RNA of Cygnus olor (mute swan), 617 nucleotides long. RefSeq names its product ribosomal protein S27 like (gene RPS27L). Gene Ontology annotation, biological process: ribosomal small subunit assembly; translation. The transcript is spliced from 4 exons. NCBI's taxonomy places the organism in Eukaryota, Metazoa, Chordata, Aves, Anseriformes, Anatidae. The record is from RefSeq and is a predicted model, not a curated record. Gene Ontology annotation, molecular function: structural constituent of ribosome; RNA binding. The coding region runs from base 113 to 451 and encodes 112 amino acids. Gene Ontology annotation, cellular component: cytosolic small ribosomal subunit; ribosome.